CCUACCAAUGGUAGAACGUACUGGGUUAACCAUACUACCAAAACAACCUCCUGGAUCCACCCAACGAAGAAGAUAUAUACGGAAGGACUCCCGUGGCCAUGGGAGAGGCGCUUUGAUGACAAGGGCCGUGCUUAUUACCUCGACCACGAGGCUGAGACAACCUCCUGGCUCAAUCCA
Cryphonectria parasitica EP155 is the source of this 177-nucleotide messenger RNA. RefSeq lists its product as uncharacterized. Lineage: Eukaryota; Fungi; Ascomycota; Sordariomycetes; Diaporthales; Cryphonectriaceae. The transcript has a single exon. The record is from RefSeq and is a predicted model, not a curated record. Gene Ontology annotation, molecular function: protein binding. The annotation marks the transcript as partial.